AUGGAGCGACUCAAUAGCCAGGACACAGCGCAGAUGCUGUACUAUCCGGAUGACGCACACAUCCGGGGCAUCAACAAUGCCGCGCUGGCGAUGGCGACCUUCCAGCAGAAGCCGAAGCUGUGGAGCAAAAACAUGUUCAAGGUACCUCUCCUUGCUUCGCUUUAUUGUCAAGAGACUAAGGAUCAGUUGUACUGGUGCAUUGCCGUCGCGACGCUCAACUCGUGUAUCAACGGGUACGACGGCUCGCUCAUGGGCUCGAUCAACAGCUACAAGCAGUACCGCGAGUACUUUGGCUUCGAUCCGGAAGCGGGCACGCCCUCGACGGGGAUCGUGUAUGCCAUCUACACCAUCGGGAACAUCGUCGGAUCGUUCUGCGCGGGCCCGUUCACCGAUUUCAAGGGAAGACGCGUCGGCAUGGCCCUGGGCGCCUUCUUCAUCAUCAUCGGCACCAUCGUCCAAGCAACCUGCACCAACCUCGGCGGCUUCAUGGCCGGCCGCUUCAUCCUGGGCUUCGGGGUCGCCACGUCCGCCACCGCCGGACCAGCCUAUGUCUCCGAGAUGGCGCACCCGUCCUGGCGCGGCUCCCUGACGGGGCUGUACAACGUGCUGUGGUUCGCCGGCGGGAUCCCGGGGACGUUCAUCCCCUGGCGCACGAGCAUGAUCGAGGGGACGAUGAGCUGGCGGAUCCCCGUGUGGGUGCAGAUGGUGUUUGCGGGCUUGGUGCUGAUGCUGUGCUGGACCAUUCCUGAGAGUCCCCGCUGGCUCGUAUCGCGCGACAAGCACGAGGAAGCCAUCCGCGUGCUGGCGACGUACCACGGCGACGGGGACCGCACCGCCCCGCUGGUGCAGCUCGAGUACCGCGAGAUGGUCGAGGAUAUCUCCAACACGGGCGCCGACAAGCGCUGGUGGGAUUACCGCGAGCUGUUCAACUCGCGCGAGACGCGCUACCGCUCCAUGCUGGUCAUGUUCAUGGCCUUCUUCGGCCAAUGGUCCGGCAACGGCCCCGUCUCGUACUACUACCCGCAGAUGCUCGCGGGCGCAGGCAUCACCUCCAACGCGACGCAGCUGCUCCUGCAAGGCCUGCAGAACGUGUGCCAGUUCCUCGGGGCCAUCGUCGGCGCCCUGCUGACGGACCGCAUCGGCCGGCGCGUGCAGCUCCUCACCUCCACCGCGCUGCUGGUCCUCAUCUUCAGCAUCGUGACGGCGCUCAACGCCACCAACGUGCUCGAGACGCCCGCCGGCGCCGUCGCGAAGAGCCCGCUCGUCGCGCGCGCCCAGAUCGCCAUGAUCUUCGUCUUCGGGUUCGUGUACUCGGCCGGCUGGACGCCCAACCAGGCCAUGUACCCGGUCGAGUGUCUGCGGUACGAGUCGCGGGCGAAGGGGAUGGGGAUGAACAACUUCUUCGUGAAUGUGGCGAGUUUCUACAAUACAUUUGUGACGGGGAUUGCGUUUACGGGCGCCGGGUGGCGGUAUUACUUCCUGUUCAUCUUCUGGGACGUGCUGGAGUUUGCGGUCAUCUGGUUCUUCUUUGUGGAGACGUCGCGCCGCACGCUCGAGGAGCUGACGGCCAUCUUUCAGGCGAAGAAUCCGGUCCAGGCGUCGCUGGUCCGGGAGGAGGUGUUGAUUCCCGAGGUGGCUCAGGAGGUCGAGAUGAGGCGGAAGGACUAUUUUGGGAGGAGAUAUGAUUAUUGA
Messenger RNA from Aspergillus thermomutatus, 1692 nucleotides. RefSeq names its product putative MFS lactose permease. The transcript has 3 exons. Gene Ontology annotation, molecular function: carbohydrate:proton symporter activity. Gene Ontology annotation, cellular component: membrane. Gene Ontology annotation, biological process: carbohydrate transport; transmembrane transport. The record is from RefSeq and is a predicted model, not a curated record. Bases 1 to 1692 code for a protein of 563 amino acids. Lineage: Eukaryota; Fungi; Ascomycota; Eurotiomycetes; Eurotiales; Aspergillaceae.